Molecule: messenger RNA, 1563 nt
Organism: Sorghum bicolor (sorghum)
Lineage: Eukaryota; Viridiplantae; Streptophyta; Magnoliopsida; Poales; Poaceae
Product: ethylene-responsive transcription factor 5
Exons: 1
Coding region: 181-1209 (342 amino acids)
Biological process (GO): ethylene-activated signaling pathway; regulation of DNA-templated transcription
Molecular function (GO): DNA binding; DNA-binding transcription factor activity
Source: RefSeq, a predicted model, not a curated record
AUUGCUAAACCUGGAAAUCUGAUUAAGAAAAAAAAAGUUCUCCCCUCGCGCCUAUAUAAGUUCGCCGGCCCAGCUCAAGUGCUCAACCUCUCUCCACCGCAGUUAGCAGUCGCGCACGCAUCCAAACUCCUGAGUCCCUCUUCGACCGACCUCCACUUCAGCUCCACACACACCGGAACCAUGGAUUUCAGCGGUGAAAUCGACGACUUCUCCCUGCAGCUCAUCCGCGAGCAGCUUCUCGGCGGCGAGGCUUGCCUCCCCGUCGUCCCUAACGCCGCGGCGUACUCUGGCUUGUCAGUUCAUCCCACGCAGGCGGCGUUCCACCAGCACGCUGCGGCGUUCUUGCCGCAGCAUCAGCAACAGCAGGUCGCGUACGUCGACUUGACGAACGAGUACGCCGCGGAUGCUGCCACUGCCGCCUCGCACGGCGAGGCGGCGGCCUUCCGGGCGGAGCCGGUGAUGAUCCGGUUCGGGGGCGAGCCUUCGCCGGUGUCGGACCCUAGCCGGAGACCGAUGCUCACCAUCUCUCUGCCUCCGACCUCGCACGCCUGGGGCCCGGCGGGCGCCGUGGAGGUACAGGUACAGGCACAGGCCGCGGCGGCGGCGGCCCUGGUGGACGUGAACGACUUUCGCAAGUACCGCGGCGUGCGGCAGCGGCCGUGGGGCAAGUUCGCGGCGGAGAUCCGCGACCCCAAGAAGCGCGGGUCCCGCGUGUGGCUCGGCACCUACGACACCGCCAUCGAGGCCGCGCGCGCCUACGACCGCGCGGCGUUCCGCAUGCGCGGCGCCAAGGCCAUCCUCAACUUCCCCAACGAGGUGGGCUCCCGCGGCGCGGACUUCCUCGCACCGCCACCGCCGCCGCCGCCCGCGCAGGCCGCGGCGACGACGACGUCGUCCCAGAACAAACGGAAGCUGCCGCACGACGCCGAGUCCGAGCCAGCAGCCAACAAGUCCGUCAAGGCUGAGGCGUUCGGAUCGCCGGCGUCGUCCCCCGCGACGACGACGACGACAACGACAACGACAACGACCACCGCGGCCUCGACGGUGACGACGUGCUCUCCGUCGUCGGAGGCUACAGGAGCCCACCACGAGGUGUUUCCCAUGACGCCGUCGAGCUGGACGUGGGAGCAGCUGGAGGGCGUGUUCGGAAGCCUGUCGCCGCUGUCGCCACACCCGCAGCUCGGCUUCCCGGAGGUCACCGUCAAUUAAGCGGUUAUCGAGAUCGGCCGCUUAAUAAGCAUCGAUAGGUGUAAAGACGUUAAUAAUUGUUAGCGGUUUUUAGUUAUGCACGGCCCUGGCUUUGGACUCAUCUUGAGGAUUUGGCGUGGCUUUGGAGCUGCAUGUGUGUGUACAGAACGAAGGGAGGUGAUAGACUAUUAGGGUGUAUGUGUCGGUGAAUUCUGAACUACACACGUGGACAUAGAUCAACGGCAUAGAUGUGGAAACAUAUACAUAAACACGGGAGUAAUUACAUCACAAAUGGUAGUACGUGUAUAAGGUGUUUGAUGUGAUUUUGUACAUUGCUAAGUAAAGAAAAGAGUGUACAUGCAUGCUUAUUUAAUA